AUGGACAGCUCAUUCAUUCCCAAGGAGCUGGUCGGGAGGGACAUUUAUCAAAUCCUGGGUCUGACCUUCGACGAUGCAGGGAAGGAUAACAUAAAAAAUUUAAUAAGAAAGAGGUACCUGAAAUGUGCGCUGGUUGUGCACCCCGAUAAGGUGGAGGGUGGCACACGGGGGAGCGGCACACGGGAGAGUGGCAAACAUGGCAGUUCUUCCAACGCAUCCAAGACGGACAGCUUCAACACGCUCAAGUGCGCGUACGAGUUUUUAAUGAACGAACAGCUGAGGAAUAAGUACAAUCUAUACGUCGCAGAGCAGAAGACAAAAAAAAAAAAAAAUGGCCCAAUCAGAGGUAACAUCAGUCUGAGCCGCUCUAUAGACAAGAGAAAGCUUGAUGCACAGCAGAAGCAAAAGUUAGCGUUUAAAACCAAAUUGGAGGCACGAGAAAGGGAGAUGGCCAGGAAGGGGGAAGGAAAAAAUAAGUGGACUACCAAUGCAGCCGAAUGGGCACAGGGUGCAAAGUCACGUGAUCCCACGGCGAGCAGUUACCGCAACGGGAAGAACAAUCGGAAAAAGAAAAAUGCGCAGCAGGAAGCGGAACUGAGGGAAGGGAACCAUUUAAAAAAAAUGAAAGCGCAGAAUGAAGAUUUUGUAAGAAGGCACUCCGCGCAUCCCGGUCAGAGAAACCGCCAAAAAGACGUGCGAGAAGAGGAAGAUGGAGAAGAAAGGAACCGAGCCAUCGAAAUUUAUUUGGCCAAUUAUUCACACAACGUUGACCUGCUACAAAGGUACAUAGAAAAAAAGGAAUUUUUAACCUUCUUCCUCGAUUUUAACUUUCAAAAGUAUUACCUGAACAAGAAUGAGGAAGAGACGCAGAGUGAAAGGAGGGUCGGUUUGUUUUCCUUUAGUCAUCGCAGCGAGGCCAUUCGUGCAUAUUUACACUUCAAGAGAAAUGGCCAACACAUUGACAGCAAUUUUAAGCUGAGGCUGGCGGUGCCCUGCAACGAGGGCGGAGAAGUGAGCUCGGAGGGGGGAGGGCCCCAGAACGGAACAGCAGUGAAUGACACAGCGGCGAAGGACGUCGCAGCGAACGGCACAGCGGAGGACCCCGCGGCGAAGGACAACGUCGACAGGAUGAUGAGCGACAUGGUGGACGAGCUGGACAAGAUGUUUUCCCUCUGA
Molecule: messenger RNA, 1176 nt
Organism: Plasmodium inui San Antonio 1
Lineage: Eukaryota; Apicomplexa; Aconoidasida; Haemosporida; Plasmodiidae
Exons: 1
Coding region: 1-1176 (391 amino acids)
Source: RefSeq, a predicted model, not a curated record